AGAUCUCUUCACACCGAACAGGCUGUGAACAGCUUCCUCGACGGCUCUCGUUUGUACAAAAUUUUACUUAAUUAACGAAAAUAAACCCGAGUUUAUUUUCGUUAAUUAAGUAACGAAAAUAAAUUAAGAUUUGAAUUACUAAAAUUUUGUGCAAACGAGAGUUCCUGGAUAAAAAGGGACCAACCAUGAAAAGCUUGACUUAUUUUCUUCUUCUAACCUUCAUUAUUCAGUCGUCUUCAGCAGCCACACACUCUCUGCGGUAUUUCUACACUGCAGUAACUUCAGGAAUAAACUUCCCAGAAUUCACUGUGGUUGGUCAGGUGGAUGGACAGCAGAUUGUGUACUAUGACAGUGACGACCGGAAGAUGACCCCAAAGACAGACUGGAUAAAGAAGGUUGCUGAUUAUGAUCCAGAUUAUUGGGACAGACAGACACAGGGCGCACAGGGUGACCAGGAGGUCUUCAAAGUCAAUGUGCAGACAGCAAUGCAGCGCUUCAACCAGACUAAAGGAGUUCAUACAGUGCAGUGGAUGUACGGUUGUGAGCUGGAUGAUGAUGGAACUAAGAGAGGAUAUGAUCAGUACGGUUAUGAUGGAUUAGAUUUCAUCAGUCUGGAUCUGAACACUGUAACCUGGACUGCACCGACGUUUCAAGCUGUCAUCAGCAAACAGAAGUUGGAGAAAGUCGGGGAAGCUAAAUACGUGAAGAACUACCUGGAGAAUGGGUGUAUUGAGUGGUUAGAGAAGUAUUUGGGAUACAGAGCUGUUCUGGAGAGGAAAGUUUCUCCUGAUGUGUCUCUGUUCCAGAAGGACUCUUCUUCUCCAGUGGUGUGUCACGCUACAGGGUUCUUCCCCAAAGCAGUGAUGAUCUCCUGGCAGAAGAACGGAGAGGAACUGAAUGAGGACGUGGAUCUCAGAGAGACGCUGCCCAACCAGGAUGGAACCUUCCAGAAGAGAAGCAUUCUGAACGUCUCACCUGAGGAGCUGAAGAACAACAAGUACACCUGUGUAGUUCAGCACAGCAGCCUGGAGAAGGAGCUGGUCAGAAAGUUUGAGCCAGCUGGAGGUAUGGGUGUGAUCGUUGGGGCAGUGGUGGCUGUUCUCCUGCUCGUCCUUGUCGCUGUCGGUGUUGGAGUUGUUGUUUGGAAGAAGAAGAAGUCUGGCUUCAAAUUUGUUCCAGUCAACCCCAAUGGAUCCACUGAUGGAGAGAAUUCAUCCACCAACUCCUAGAGAUCCUGUAUCUUCAGCUGAUUGGAGAGAGAGGUGGAGCGAGGAGGACGUGAGUGAUGGUGUGGAUAUGAGGAGAUCAGUUAAAUAGCGCUUCAUUUACAUAAACAUCUGCAGAUAUUUCUGUUUCUCAGUAAACACUUCAGUAUGAUCAAUAUUAUUACAAUCCUAAUCAAAUCUGUCAUAUUUGGGGAAUUUCAGAGGGAAUAUCUCUGUACUAGAUAGAUACUUCAGUAAAACUGGGUUUUGUUUUUUUUAUAUUUGAGUGAGUUUUAUUUCUGGUGCUCUGUUGAGCUCCACUUACUUAAAUCUGUUCUAUUGAUUUUGUAACUUUGAGUCAUGAUGUCAUACUGAGGUUUUUAAUUGUUAUUCUAAACUUUCAAUCAUAUAAUAACCAUAAUAAGAUGUAAAUAUUUUUUUCUUGAGUGGUGACUGCAAGAUUAUUGUAGGAUUAAAGUGGCCCAAAUCCAAUCUUUUUCCAAAAGUAUUCACUCACCCAUCAAAAUCACUGAACUCUACAGUCCACAGGUGUUUAAUAAAAGCAGCAGCUAGGCAUGCUGGGACUUUUUCUGCAAACAUUAGUAAAAGAACGGGUCUCAGGCUCUUAGGAACUCAGUGAACUCCAGCACUGUGGUACCGUGAUAGGAUGUAGAAACAAAUGAAAACAAACAGCUUAAAAAUAAAGUUCAUAAAAAUGAAAGACACACUAAAAAAGUGAACACGGCCAAAUAACAUGCCCUUUUUUCACUGAACUGGAACCUGUUCUCAGUGUGAGUUCAGCUACAGACACUGGAACUAUUAGAUAGCUCCUGUGAUGCUGGAGAAGAUGAAACCAAAACUUAGCGUGAAGCGCUUCUCUUUAGUGCCUGAGAAUCAGUUUAGGGGAGUGAACUGUUGAGACCAAUGUUAGAUAUAGAUCACAUUAAAAAGACAGAUCAGAUUUGGUGAGAAACAGAUUAGGGCCACUUUAGCCUUUUGUGUGAACAUUGCCUUUGUAAAUUUUAAAGGUCUCAUUCCAUAAUUUUUUCAUUCAUUUUAAAAUGUCUGGUUGCGGUCUCUAAUAUGAAUGAAUGUUAUGUGAGCCGUUUUUUGUGAAAAAAGUGCUCAGGUGUUUCAAUUCAGCCCUGCUUUAGAUCACUGAAUUAAUGGUCUCUGAAGAAAGACAAGUUUUGGGCUCUUGCUCAAACAUAUCGCCUCUGAUUGGCUAACAGCACUGCAGCAGAGAAUGCGACCUGCCUUCCCCCCAAAGUCAAUUUUACAGCUCUAAAACUCAAAGGACAGAAUGUUUUCAGAGAUACAGCCUUAGUUGUAAAGAUACAGCACUGAGUGCUAGGUAAUGUUAACCCUUAAACUUCGCUUAACGCCAGACUCUCAGCGCCGCAAGGCGAGUGGCCCCGCAGCUGAAAGAAAUGUUAUGAAUUCCACGGGCCGAGCGUAGGCAGCUCGCCCCAGCAGCCCCCUCCCCGCCGCCAUGCAGAUCAUUGCUUUUCUAAUUAUUGCUGUUAUAAAAUAAUAUUCCAGCAGUUCAGACACUGCAGCUUUACCCAACUGCAGAAAUACUUAGUAUGAGGGAGAUUCAGAACCAGGGCUAUAUCAUAUAAAAUAAAGCUUCCAGAUUCCAGGAUGACUGUAUCAAACUCAGUGUUUUGUUUUAUUUAAAGCUGGAUUUAUAGAUAACUACAUAUAAUCACAAAUGGACAGCCGUUUCCUUUCUUUAAUAUUUUUGCACUUCGUUCAAUCAUGGAUGACAUGUUUGAGUGCUUUGGAUGUAACAGAUUCAUAUUUGUUUAACAGAUUUAUUUUUAACAGAUUUCAUAUAAAAAACUAUGAGUGAAAAUUGUAAUCCUCAGCCAGCACUGUAAAUUAUAUAUUCAGAGUAAAAUCUGAAUAAACUACAAACAAUAUUUUGAGUGUAAUAGUUAUUUAUUUCUGUGUAAUAACUAUUUAGGUAUGUGCUUUUUUUUAGGGGUUCCUAAAAGUUUUUUAUCACUCAAACCCACAAACUACUAAUCUAACCAGCACAGCACCAUCCAUCUAUUAUUAAACACAAAUCCACAAAGCAUCAUAAAAGAGGAAAAUCAGUGUUUGGUGAAAUCAAUGGACUCCAGACUUCAGGCAUUCACUCUUAACAAAGUAUUACAAAUUAUAACUUUAAUUAUGGUAAAGUUCAUUUGUCCUAUUACAGGGAGCCCCUGAAAUAAGGAGGAUUUAUACAAAAAUGGUUGUAAUUCCUAAAUUGUUUCUAAAAGUCUAAAUUAAAAGUCUACACUUCCA
Molecule: messenger RNA, 3500 nt
Organism: Astyanax mexicanus (Mexican tetra)
Lineage: Eukaryota; Metazoa; Chordata; Actinopteri; Characiformes; Acestrorhamphidae
Product: H-2 class I histocompatibility antigen, Q9 alpha chain-like
Exons: 8
Coding region: 186-1229 (347 amino acids)
Biological process (GO): immune response
Cellular component (GO): external side of plasma membrane
Source: RefSeq, a predicted model, not a curated record